This is a messenger RNA of Drosophila bipectinata, 2569 nucleotides long. RefSeq names its product mutagen-sensitive 304 (gene mus304). The record is from RefSeq and is a predicted model, not a curated record. Gene Ontology annotation, biological process: DNA damage checkpoint signaling; DNA repair. NCBI's taxonomy places the organism in Eukaryota, Metazoa, Arthropoda, Insecta, Diptera, Drosophilidae.
AUAACGUAAACAAAACAAACCGGCGGAAUAAAUGGCUUCGAAGCGUUUUGGCCCUAUGAAGGACUUUGCGCGGGCCAAAAAGCCCCGUCUGGAUGUCAGCGUAACCCGGGCAUCCACACGGCCAAGCCCGCCGAAGACCAUGAUGGAUUUUUGGGAUGACGACGACGAUGUCAUCCUGAUGGCCACUCAGAGGGUGGAGGCGGAAAUCGAGGCGGAGGAGCGAAAGAAGAAGGCGGAGACAGAGAAUAACAGCGAAAUUACCUUCACUGAGUUUGCUCCUAUGGUCCAUGGAACAACCAGUACCCAGCAACUAUUUCCACCUCCUGCGCCGCCACCUGCCAAGAAAUCUACGACUAUGGACAUGGAUGCCAUCUUUGCCGACGAUGACGAUUUUGAUUUUCUUGCUGUUACGCUCAUGGACAGUGAGCCUAUGAAGCUGCCGGACAGCAAACCUAGCACCAGUAAAAGUCAAAUGGAAACCAGGACAACCAACAUCAGUAUACAACAGAAAACAACAACUGCAACAAUCGUGACUGCCACACAAUCCCGGCAGCAGGAGCACCAAAUCAAGUUCCUCAUGGACCGUAUCGAAGCUUUAAAGCGGGUUAACACAAGGCUGGAAAAAGAUCUUUGCGAUAGCAACGAACAGAAUGAGAUUAAGUCGGGAGAGGUGAGUUUGCUUCGCGAACAACUGAAGCACGUUCGACAACAACUGCAGUCCACAAAGAUGGAGAAACUCGCCCUGGCUGAUGAAACGAACCGGGAUUGUAGCAAAAAAGUUGCCGAAGCGGCCAAACAAGUAGCCGCCAAAGAUAUUGAGCUAAAAAUGAAGAACGCUGAGUACACAAAGCUUAAAAUUCAACAGAAAGCCCACGAAAAGAGUAUGAAUAUGAGUAUGAACAUGAGCAUGCUGCAGGCAGGCCCAGAUCCCUCGGAGCAGCGUUCAAUGCUGCGUCUCAAUAAGCUAAACAUACACAGAUCGGUUUCCAGGUUGAAAACCGAUAAUGGUAGUGUGUUUGAGUAUGGAGAGGAGCAGCAUCGGGGUCAAAAGCAAAGAACCCUUUUCGAGCUAGAGCUGAAAAGGUUGUUGCUUUGCUUUGCUCAGCUGCAAGCUCAACCGGAAUCAGUGGAAGCCCUCAUACCAAGGAUACUCUCCUCAACAGGGAAUGUUUUCGCAGAAUUUUCUUCGUAUUCCCAUAGUCUGGAGUUCCCUAACAACUGCAUGCUAUAUCCCUACAAUCCAUAUAAUCUGGACGAGCCAGUUCAUCGUGUAUCGCUGUCUCAGCAGAGUAGUCUUUACGAGAAUGAGCGUGCCUUGCUUUUAAGGCGCUACAUUGCCACAUUGGCCUUAAUAUUUCGGAAUCAGGAGAGAAUUGCCAAGGCUUUUUUGGAAGGGCAACACGAUGGAAUUGAAUUGUUGGAAAUAGUCGUUGAAGCUGUUGUAAAGCUAGGAUUUUCGUACGAGGUCAGCGAGCAUUUCGGACUUCUCGAAGCUUUAGCUUUUUUAUUAAACAGUCUUAUGCAAAGCGAAGAGCUUCCCCCAGAAAAGGAUGAACUAUUGUUUGAUCUGCUCAAACAGUUGGUCUUCACUCGUCCCAGUCCGUGGAUUUUUGGUGAGCUCAGUACCUGCCUUGUAAGCGCUCUUCGACAUCCUCAGAUGUUGGCGAAGAUGUGUGUAAAAAGCCCAAGGAGCUGCUUUGUAUCAGACCGCGUACGAUCAGUUUAUCGCUUCGGACCAGACUCCUGCUUUUUGCAAGUCUAUGCGGGGCUACUGGAGCUCUGCUUCUUCAGUGAAACACCUCUGAGGCAGGACCACCUUCAGUUGCUUCUUCAAAUUGGAGGCAACCAUGUGCACUUUGCUUUUGAAUGCUUUAAGAAUCCACCAGAUUUCAUAAUGGAAAAGCUUCCGUACUUUGCCGACGACGAUGAGUCGGAUAUGGGUGAUGGCACGAUAAUGAAAUCAGGAAUCACUAUGCAGGCAUCGAUCUCGAAUGGCUCCACCCUGGCAUCUAAUUCGAAUUUAAACAUCAAUUCAAAUUCCAAUUCAAGUUCAUCGCAGCAGAGCAAAGUCAACGACUGUGAAUGUUAUACGAAACUGUGCCUUAGUGUCGUUACGUUGGUGUUCCAGAUGUUGCAUCAGUGGAUGCUGCACCAGAGAAAAUUGGGAACUGAGCAAGUUAGCGAGAUAUCCCGAAUCGCCGUACAUCUUCUGACCCUAGUCUUCCAUGAGUAUUAUCUGACUUCUUUAUUCCGGGACUCCGAGGAGACGACAAAGCACUACUUAAGCCUGAUUUGCAACUGGUGGUGCGAAUAUGCGGAUUUACUGGGCUUCCAGCCAAUACAUUUGCGAUUGUUAAAUCAGCUAGCAAAGUCCCACUUCAUGCUGAAACCCCUUCACCAGGAAACAAACCCCAAAAAUCCAGGCAACGACCUGGCCGAGUGGAGUCGAAUUGUAAAGAAUGCAGAUGCCAAAACAUCAGCCCGGUCAGCCCAGUCAAGAAAUCCUUGUAAGCUUCUCGACAUAGACUUCUUUUCGGGCCUAAAAAGGGUUGAUUAUACAUUUGAAUAG